Molecule: messenger RNA, 2206 nt
Organism: Podarcis raffonei (Aeolian wall lizard)
Lineage: Eukaryota; Metazoa; Chordata; Lepidosauria; Squamata; Lacertidae
Gene: RNFT1
Product: ring finger protein, transmembrane 1
Exons: 9
Coding region: 108-1364 (418 amino acids)
Biological process (GO): positive regulation of ERAD pathway
Cellular component (GO): endoplasmic reticulum
Molecular function (GO): ubiquitin protein ligase activity
Source: RefSeq, a predicted model, not a curated record
GGAACCUGCCCGGCCGGCCCCCCCCGCCCCCUUCGGAGCCUGCCUGUUUACUCGCCGGCGGGGAUGGAGGCUGACGGGAGGCCGCGGCCUCAAGAGCGGCGCUCGCCAUGAAGCACCGGCCGCCGCGCUAUGAGAGGAAUCAUAUCGUCAAAACCGAGCAAUUUGGAGCAGAUCACCUCCAACCUGCUGCCAUGCAGCCCCACUCAAAUAAUCGCCACGGCGCGGCAGGAAACAGCAACGGUACCUCAGCCUCUCAGUGCACUCACGGAGCAAGGUCGCCAGGAGAAGGAUCUUGCCAGCAUGGAGGGGACAUCCACAUCCAGCUGAGUUCUGCUUUGGGAGAGGCAGGCGAAGACGCUGGCUCUAGGCAGCACCUGCAGUCAGGGACUCAGAGCCAUUCUCGCUCCCACUCCCACGGCGAAGCUCGAGGGCCUCAAGAUGGCGGCUCGGAUUUGGAGGAGCAGAGCAGCAGCUCCCUUUCCGAGCUCAGAUAUCUCCUCCACUGGCUACAGAAGAGUCUCCCGUACAUCUUGAUCCUGUCCCUCAAACUCCUCAUGCAGCACAUAAUGGGCAUUUCUCUGGGAGUUGGGCUGCUAACAACUUAUAUGUAUGCAAACAAAAGCAUUGUAAAUCAGGUUUUCCUAAGAGAAAGGUGUUCCAGACUGGAGUGUGUCUGGUUAUUGGCAUUCCUAACAGGAUCCUCCCUCCUUCUGUAUUAUACGUUCUACCCUCAGUCUCUUCAUUACAGCUUGAUCCUUUUAAGUCCUUCUGUGGAUUACACAAAUUUCUGGGAGGUACUUUGGAUCGUGGGGAUCACAGACUUCAUUCUGAAGUUUCUCUUCAUGGGCUUCAAAUGCAUCAUUCUCUUACUGCCUUCUUUUAUCAUGUCUUUUAAGUCCAAGGGUUAUUGGUACAUGCUCUUGGAAGAGCUCUGCCAGUUUUACCGCAAGAUCGUCCCUGUGCCAGUCUGGUUCCGGUACUUUGUUGGCUUGAGGGAGCUGGACAGCGCAUUGGGGUGGAGUCUCGGAGUCUUGAUGGCCCUGCUCUACCUCAUCCUAAAGCUUCUGAGCUUCUUUGGACAUCUGAAAAAUUUCAGACGAGUCUUGCGGAUAUUUUAUGCACAACCAAACUUCGGCGUCGCAGCCAGCAAGAGGCAGUGUGCGGAAGCGGAAGACAUUUGCUCCAUCUGCCAAGCUGAAUUUCAGAAGCCUGUUCUUCUCAUCUGCCAGCACAUAUUUUGUGAAGAAUGCAUAGCUCUGUGGUUCAACAGAGAGAGAACGUGCCCCCUGUGCAGAACCAUCAUCUCGGACCACAUCAACAAGUGGAAAGAUGGGGCAACUUCCGCACAACUACAGGUCUAUUAAAAACCCUGUCGGACACAAGAGCUACAGUUUGAAUGCUGGUCUUUACCGUUUAAGGGGGUUGGGUGGAAAGGAGGCGUUAGAAGAAAAAGGUACUCAGGGGGUUAAGUCUACAUACGUCCAUCUCUCAGCUGCUGCAGGACUUGAGUCCAUUCAGACACAAAGCAACUUGCUUGAAAGCUGCUUUUUCAUGUUGAAUUCACCCUUCAGUUGCUGGUUGUGUGUAAAAUACGCCAGAGCUCUGUUCUUCAACCUUGGUUCCCCUGGUGCCUUUGCACCAGAACACCCAUCAUCCCUGACCGUUACUGGCAGGGACUGCUGAGAGUUGUAGUCUUGUAGUCCAAUUUCAUGAGGGGAACCAAGGCUGAAUAACAUUGGUUGAGACGUGCUCAAAACUUUUGGCAAUGCUGCAGGAGCAAUAGCCUCAAAUUCAGUUCCAUGCAGAUGUCUAAACCAGCCUGUUACCAGAGCACAAAUAGGAUCAGUAUUGCACGUGAUAUGCUAAAAAUCCAGUUUGCACAAAUCUUGAGAUUCUAUGAGAGUUACCACUUUUAUGCCACUUGGCUCCUGUAGAAGCUGCUGGUUCCUUAUCCCUCCUGCCAUUACAGCAGUAGCUACUUAUAUUCAUGCAAGAAAGUCAGGAAUGAAUUUUUUGCUUCAAUUAUGCACACAUAAUUUUUCUACUUUUGUAAGCCUGGAUUUUUAAAAAGCAAAAUCUUAUACUAUAUUUUGUCAUAAACAACUACAUUUUAUUACAAAGGGGAAGAGAUCUAUUUUAGUGAUACUUAAGACAACAACCUGUGGUAUACCUAAAGAUUGGUGAGAAUAAAAGCAGUUUUAAUCUA